Messenger RNA from Lycium ferocissimum, 1767 nucleotides. RefSeq names its product B3 domain-containing protein Os01g0234100-like. The coding region runs from base 94 to 1425 and encodes 443 amino acids. The transcript has 7 exons. NCBI's taxonomy places the organism in Eukaryota, Viridiplantae, Streptophyta, Magnoliopsida, Solanales, Solanaceae. The record is from RefSeq and is a predicted model, not a curated record. Gene Ontology annotation, molecular function: DNA binding.
CCACGUCACUUUUCCACUUUCAAAUUUCCUUUAGGUGAAAACUAAAAUUUCCGCCGAACACUCUACUUUUAGUUGUCUUACCUUCUCUAAAAAAUGGCGAUCUCCAAGAAGAGCCCUCUUUCUUCCUCAAAGAAAAAGGCACUGGAAAUCAAGAAAAAGCUGCUCAAGAAAAGGGCUUCGGGUCCAAGUAAAACCAUCAAGGUGGAAAAUGGAGACAAAAAGAAGGUUCAAAUAUGCACUGAAAAGAAGUCACAGAAACACAGCUCUGUUGAAGCAAACUCAUCGGCCAUGCUGCGAGCUGGAGAAGUUCAAGCAAAUUUGCCUUUACAGUUUCCUAGUUUUGUCAAAUAUAUGCUCCAUUCACAUGUCACGGGGGGAUUUUGGUUGAGCUUUCCAAAAAGAUUUUGCGAUGCCCAUUUGCCAAAACAUGAUGAUACCGUUGUUUUGGUGGAUGAAAACGAAGAAGAAUUUGCUGCCAAGUACCUUAUUGAUAAGAAUGGAUUGAGUGGAGGUUGGAGAGGUUUCUCCAUUGCUCACAGCCUUCUUGAAGGGGAUGUCUUAGUCUUCCAAUUGAUUCAACCCUGCAAAUUUAAGGUAUACAUUGUAAGAGAAAAUAGCUUGACAGAAAUUGAUAGUGCUAUCAGUCUCCUAAAUCUGGAUUUUCAUGCUAGACCAAUCAAAUCUGAUCAAGAUGAAGUGAUGAAAAUUUGUGAAGCAAAAGAGGAGAAACACUUGGAGCCUUCUACACAAGAUAUUCAUCAAGAUGACAAACAAGAAGAAGCCAUGUUGUUACCAAACUCGGACCACGGCCCUGUAACAGAUCAAUGUGGGAAUGACAGCGAUAAUACCUCUGAAGUUUUAGAAGGCAUUAGAUUUUCAGAAUCAAGAAUUGAAUUCAAAGAUGUGAAGGACUAUUCUGGUUUCAACAUUCUCGUCGAUGGCCUGAUCAUCGACUCUGAGGUUCCUGCCCAUACUCGGACCAAAUACUAUGAUCUUUGCAGUACCCAAAAUUCAUUUCUCCAUGACCAUUUGCUUGGUGGCCUAAAUGUCAAGCUAGCUGCUGGAAUGAUUACUGAAACUGUGAACAUUGCUGAUGCCAUUAGAGCUUCCAAGAUGUCGACCCCUCGUGAAUAUCUUGAUACUUGGGACAAUACAUUGAAAGGGUUCGAGUGUUUAGGCAUGGGAGUUGGAUUUUUACGUGCAAGGCUUAGUAAGCUCGUUAGCUUGUCUUGUGAAUCGAAAAACAUUCUUGCAUCAAAGAAAGUUGAGCUAGCUGAAGCAAAAGAGGAAAUGAGGAAUCUUGAAGAAAAGGUUUUGAAAGUGAAACAGGUGAUAAAGAAUCUAGAUUCUGAUAUUGAGGCUUUAACAAAGAAAGAUGCAAAUUUUGAGCUCAAUUUCAAGAGACUGGCAGCUGCUCCAUGGUAAAGAUAUCUUUCUGAAAAAAUGGUCCUGACUAAUAUUAGUGUAUAAUUAGUUUGUGAAGAGCCCUUUUAGGUUCGUAACAGGAAUAUUCAACUCUUCUUUAAAGAUGGGUCACUGCUAUUUUUCGUGAGGCUACACGGUCCAUCGUAUCCUUCUUCCAGUGUAAUUGGUUAACUUUUUGUAAAUUGCUGAGAAGCUUACUGUCUAGUAUGACUAUGAAGGUCACCAGAUAUUUAUUACUAGAAUGAGUCAAGAGUAUAUGACUAGUUGGAACGAGUCAAGAAGACCUACAAGUGUAUAAAUUUCUAUUUUUCUUGUCACAUGCGUUUUGAAUUUUUUUUUUUU